GCGUAUAAUUAUCUCGUGCAUGAUCGGAUGCGAUGCAUCUAAUAGAUUACGAGACAUUCACGUGAUUUAAUGAUAAGCGAGAUAUAUUAAUCUUUUAACAACUAAUAAGGAAAUCUAAAUAAUUGAUUAAAAUGUCUGUUAAUGACACGAAGGAUGUGGUUAUGAUAGAAGACGACGAGUAUCAAGUUACUGAAAAUGAUGAAAUAGCUGCCAUUGAUUACGAGCUACAACAAAUAGAGAGUGAACUGCAGAAACUCCAGGAUCGUAAGAAAAUAUUAACUCAGCGCAAGGAAAAGUUACGCGACGACGCUCUUUUGAAGAAAAGUUUCUCCUUGUCCAAGAAAAAUUGGAACAAUGAAGAGUUUGAUUGGUCCGCAAAACUCAAGAAAGCUUUAAAAGACGUCUUCAAGAUUGACAAGUUGCGAGAGUUACAAUUGCCAACUAUGAAUGCAAUUAUGUCCAAAGAAGAUGUCAUAUUAAUUAUGCCUACAGGUGGUGGUAAAAGCUUGUGUUACCAGUUGCCAGCUGUAAUCAGCAAAGGUAUAACUAUAGUAGUUUCGCCAUUAGUGUCUUUGAUGGAGGAUCAAUUACAUGGCUUGCAUAAAUUUAACGUAAAGGCUACCAUGUUGUGCGCAAAGGCAGACAAAGAAAGUGUCAAGAUGACCAUGAAUGCACUUGCGGAUAAAAAGUCGGAUCUAAAGCUCAUCUACGUAACGCCAGAGUACAUGGCAAAGUCCAAUCGUUUUAUGAGCAAGCUGCAGAAAGCGUACGAGUUGGGACAUCUGGAGCGUUUCGCCAUAGACGAGGUACACUGUUGUAGUCAAUGGGGUCACGACUUCAGACCGGAUUACAAGUUUCUAGGUGUGCUGAAAUCCAUGUUCCAAGGCAUACCGAUUCUAGGUCUCACCGCCACGGCUCCGGCUAAGAUCAUCGUAGACGUGCAGAAAAUGUUGGACAUCAGCGGUUGCCUGGUCUUACGAGCUUCGUUCAAUAGACCUAAUUUAUAUUACGAGGUUCGUCGUAAACCGGCGGAUAAGGAAACAUGCCUCACAAUGAUAGAAAAUCUCUUGAAGAAUCGAUUCGCCGGCAAAUCGGGUAUAAUCUAUACGACCACGAUUAAGGAUGCCGAACAAUUGACCACGGAUUUAAGGGCCAGAGGUAUUAAAGUCGGAUGCUAUCACGCGAUGCUCGAGGCGGAGUACAGAUCGGAAGUGUACUCCAAAUGGAUAUCAGGCAAGUAUCAAGCGGUGAUUGCGACUAUCGCCUUUGGAUUAGGCAUCGACAAGCCGGACGUGCGAUUCGUGAUACAUCACUGCGUUUCUAAAUCGAUGGAGAACUUUUAUCAGGAAAGCGGUAGAGCAGGCAGGGAUGGCAAGAAGUCGGUGUGUCUCGUACUUUACAGAUUAGCAGAUAUAUUUAAGUUGAGUACAAUGGUAUUUCAAGAUAGAGUCGGGCUGCAAAACUUGUACAAGGUGUUGACGUAUUGCCUGGAUCAAACAUCCUGUAGACGAAGUUUAAUAGCGACUCAUUUCGAGGAAACUUGGAACGCGAGCGAUUGCGUCGAAAUGUGUGAUCAUUGUAGGAAGCCGAAUGUUGGAAAAGAGGUCGAUAUAGGGCAAUAUUGCAGACAGCUGUAUCAAAUUAUGACAAAGGCCGUGCAAAACGAAACACGAUUGACCGCUCUAAAGCUUGUGGACGCCUGGUACAGCAAAGGUUCCUCAGUGUUGAGAGUAUCUACCGUGCCUGUGCCAAGAUUUGCGAGAGAAACCGCGGAGGCUAUCGUAGGACAUUUGCUAGCGAACGGUUAUUUGCAAGAGGACUUUCAUUUCUCAGCGUAUUCUACGAUAUCGUACCUUAAACGCGGUCCUAAAUCGGGAUUAGCUCUCAACAACGAUCACAAGAUACUCUUCAAUUACGACUCGCGAUCCCGAUGCGGAUCCUGGUUCCAGCGUUUCCUGGACGAGGACAGUCCGGGUCGAGUCUGGAGAAGCGAAGAAACUGUCUCGCGAACGCAUCAUCGUCGCCUUCCGUCAGAGAUAUGUCAUGUUUCAUCGAAGGAAAACAGCGUGAGUGAUCACGAAACGAAUAUGCCUCUGCCAAAUAUCCUGCGGAAAGCGAGCAGCUUUAUCCUCGGCGAUUGCGGCCAGGACAAUCGACGCGUCAUUUACCAGGACGGCGAGGCGUUAUUCUGCAAGAAUAACGUUUGUGUGCAUCCGCCGACGUUGAUGAGGCAGAACACCGACGUGGUGCAUCAUCCCGGGUACAUGACCGUAACGUGCAAGCUGAACAAGAACUCGAACCUGCCGACCCUGCAUCUCAGCUGGAUACCCAACAGUACGUUGCGCAAGCAUCCGACCGCGUUGGAGAACCUGAGCGCCAGGAACGCCGCGGCGCAUCAUCAUCGGGACGAUGAUCCGACUGUCCCACGUUCCCAGAUCCCGAAGGCACGUGGCGCCGACGAAAGACACGUGCUCGAGAACGAGAACGAGCAUGAGAACGACGUCGAGAAUGACAACGGGAACGGGAAGCUGGACGUGUGCUUGGAGGCGAAGGAACCAGUCAGCUGCGGCGACUGCGAACGCGUCUGUUCCGGUUCCGGCUAUGACUUUUCACGUCGAAAUAUAGGCGACGAGUUUGAGAAGAACAGCGGCGAGAGGACCGGGAAUCGCGAAUCUUCAGAUUGCGCCGAUUCGAGGAAAAACGAGAAGGACGAAGAUUCGAAAGAGAGGAAUUUUAAUGAGAACGACGUCAGGAGUAUCGACGAGGAGCCGCGCUUCUCGUUUCGCGAUGAUAUAAGCAUCAAGAGUCGUAGCUUGUCAUUAACUUCGACCUGCAGCUUGUCAAUCUCAAUAUCUGCUGACGCUGAGGAGAUGCCGACGUGGAUGAGAUCUCCGGAACUUUUGGCUCUUCAACACAAUCUUGCCUUUCCCGAGAGCGCGACUGCGUCGCCCGUGACAUUGCGCAGAGCGCAUCGAUGCAGAAGAUUCUCGGUGGAUCUUGGUGAGAUGCGAUCCUUACGACUGUUCUUCGCCGAUCCUGCUUGCACCUGCGGCCAGUUGGUAGUGGCGAGCAGAGAGAGCCAAUACAAGAUCCUGCACUUUCAUCACGGCGGCUUGGAUCGCUUGGCCGCCACUCUACAUCAAUGGCAUCAAUUGCUCUAUCCACGCUUGAGCGCGGACACGGAGGAGACUCUGCCAUACAGGCAUUUUAUGGUAUGCAGACCUGAGGUAAGUCGGGACGAAUUGCAUCCCGAGGAAGGCCAAGUGCCAAUGAUCACGUCGUUAGCUUGGAAGGACUUGUUGAACGAACGUGGUCAGAUGGAAGAUGAUCUCGCUCUUCGCAAAGGAAUCUUUUUCGGAGGCUUAGAGCCGGCGCUACGAAAAAUUGUCUGGCCCUUCCUGCUACACUGCUAUUCCUAUCAAAGCACGUACGAGGAUAGAGAGCAGAUCGACGCCAUUAGGCGACAAGAAUACGAGGAAAUACAGAGACGUCGAUUAAGUAUGAAUCCGGAGCACGCCGAGCGUUUCUGGCGAAACGUAGUGUGCAUAGUGGAGAAAGACGUCGUACGCACGGACAGAGGUAAUCCUUAUUACGCCGGCGAGGGUAAUCCUAACAUCGAGGUAAUGAAGAAUAUUUUACUCAACUACGCGGUAUACAACUGCCGCUUGGGUUACACCCAAGGAAUGUCCGAUCUCUUAGCUCCGUUAUUAGCCGAACUUAACUCCGAAAUCGAGGCCUUCUGGUGUUUCGCGGGUCUGAUGCAAAGAUCGGUGGCUGUGUGCACUCCGACUGACACGGACAUGGAUAGAAAUCUAUGCUACCUACGGGAGCUAGUGAGAAUAAUGGUGCCGGACUUUUACACGCAUCUUCAAAAUCAUGAGGAUGCUUUGGAACUUUUGUUCUGUCAUCGUUGGAUACUUCUGUGCUUGAAAAGAGAAUUUCCAACUGAAAUAGCCCUGGUCAUGUGGGAGGCCUGCUGGGUCAAUUAUUUAACGGAUCAUUUCCACUUAUUUCUCUGCCUCGCUAUAAUGUGCGUUUACGCGGACGAUGUGAUUGCCCAGGAUCUGCGAACGGACGAAAUGUUAUUGCAUUUCAGUUCACUGGCCAUGUACAUGGACGGGAACGUAAUACUUAGAAAGGCACGUGGCCUACUUUAUCAUUUCCGUCAACUUGUUCGCUUGCCUUGCACGUUAGCAGGUCUCUGCCGGCAAUGCGGUCCAGGGAUGUGGGACAGCACGCAUGAUCCGGUGAUAGAGUGCGUAGGUCACGAAGACACGAAUUGUCCCUAUUUAAAUAAUUACGAGUAAAUUACUUUUAGGAAGUUGAGAUAAAAAGCGGAGCAUCAGUAUUAUUUAACGUAUAAAUUAACUCAUUUCGUCGAGUUAUUAAAUUAUAAGUCAUUAUUCUCUCUAUACACCGAUCUUUCUUUAUACAUACCAGAUUUUUUGAUUCGUAGCAUAAGUUUUCUACGAACCACUAAUAUUUACAAGACACUAUAUCAAAUCUAGUUAAUUACACUCUAGGUUUUUACAUACAAAUUAAGCUCAAUUGUCACACGCGCGAUACUAAUUGUAACGGGCGAUUUUGUUCUUGUACAAAACUGCUUAAGCACCCUUCGAAUUUUGACAAAGAGAAAUAAUAUAUUACACAUCAGUCCGAAUUCAAUGCCGAAGCAUACAACAGACAUAUCUCGAAAUAUCAAUCUCCGAAUGAAAUUCAUGCACUGUCGAUUGAGAUAAACUUAAGAAACUUCAUCAAAGUUGUACGCGAGUACAGAGAUUUGCGAUAUAAUAGAUAGAUUUACAGUAUUCGUAGUGUUAAAGACUGAUGAGUGAGAAAGGAAACCUAGUACAAGCGUCCGAGUGCCACUAGCUGGGAUAGGGAGAUAUCCGUCGUGUGAUCCUGGUCCGUAGGCACCAAUCUAGUAGAGAGUUCGUCCGCGGAAAACCAAAGAGAAAAAUCAAAUCGUAUAUAAGUAUGAAAAAGUGGCUAUUUAUUAUUAAUAUUAAAUAUAUACCCGCAUUUUGUGCGGGUGUAUAAAUUAACAGUGUCUAUUCACUCCAAAGUGUUCACUUACAUUCAUACAUAUACAUAUUUUUUAUGUAUGACAAUCUCAUACACCGGUACUUUUCGCAUAUGUAAAACAGCAUCGAGCUUUUAUUUUAAACUUAAAACACGAAUUCUCGCUUU
Molecule: messenger RNA, 5190 nt
Organism: Camponotus floridanus (Florida carpenter ant)
Lineage: Eukaryota; Metazoa; Arthropoda; Insecta; Hymenoptera; Formicidae
Product: TBC1 domain family member 16
Exons: 8
Coding region: 132-4307 (1391 amino acids)
Biological process (GO): double-strand break repair via homologous recombination
Cellular component (GO): chromosome; cytoplasm
Molecular function (GO): four-way junction helicase activity; ATP binding; nucleic acid binding
Source: RefSeq, a predicted model, not a curated record